CCUUAUACAUUUGAUUCUCUUAAUCGACUUCCUCAGGUCUACACUGUUCUCUCCGAUCAACUUUGAAAGACGAAGAUCGUACGCCAAUUGCUAGAAACUUCUUCGUUUAUCUUCAUUGAUUCAAGUUUGAGGAGCGUGCAUCUGAGAGACGUCUAUUUGUGUAAGAGGAUCGCUAAAUUCAAUUCUGUUUCUGCUCCCAGUUAGAUCGAUGGAGAGUUUGACAAUGAAUUUUUGAAAUUCAAAGAUCAUGGGGCUGACAUUCUACUGUUAUUUAUACCUUAUUCUUCACAAAAUUACGAAGUGGCUCAAGCUUCUUCUUCAAGUGAGAAGAGCCUAAGAAUUUAAAGCUGAAUGAAGAAUGCAAGCCAAGACCAACACAACGUAUCUAGUGAACCUUUUGCAGACCUGCAUUGACAACAAAUCCCACACCGCCGGCAAACUUCUCCAUGGCCAUGUCGUCCGGCUGGGCCUCUCUUCCGAUACUUUUCUGGCAAAUCGCAUCACCGAGUGCUACUCGAAGUGUGGUCUCACCCAGUCCGCCCGCAACGUUUUUGAUCAAAUGCCCCAUCCUAACAUAUAUUCCUAUCAUGCUAUGUUGGGGGCUCACUGCAAGGCGGGCCAGUUAGAUCACGCCACCCAAUUGUUUGACAAAAUGCCUGAGCGGAAUAGUGUAUCAUGGAACACUAUGAUCAGUGCUUUAGCCCGAAAUGGGUAUGAAAGAAAGGCAUUGGAGGUUUACUGUAUGAUGAUUUCGGACCGUUUCGAGCCUACCCAUAUCACCUUUGCGAGCGUUUUGAGUGCUUGUGGUGGACUGAGGGGCAUGGAGUUUGGGAGGGGAUGCCACGGGUUGGCUGUAAAGUGUGGGUUUGACAAGAAUGUGUAUGUAGGAAAUGCAUUGUUAAGUAUGUAUGUGAAAUGCGGCUGUGGUGGGGAUGCAGUCAAGAUCUUUGCGGAUUUGCCGGAACACAAUGAGGUUUCCUUCACGGCUAUGAUAUCAGGUUUGGUUGACAUUGAUCAGGUGCAAGAGGCUUUUGACAUGUUUAAGUUUAUGCAGCGGAGUGGAUUCAUGAUUGAUUCCAUUUUGUUGUCAAGCUUUCUCAAAGUUUGUGCUAAAAGUGAUAUCCCUAACUUUUUGUUUGAUGACCAAAUCAACGCUUGGGAAACUAGUAAUGUGCAGGGAAAACAAGUUCACAGCCUUGCUAUUAAACUUGGAUUUGAAAAUGAUCUUCGGCUGUGUAACUCAUUACUUGACGUGUACGCCAAGAACAAAGAUAUGGCAAGUGCUGAAGUGAUCUUUCAGGGCCUGCCUGAAGCUAGUAUUGUUUCUUGGAAUAUCAUGAUAGGCGGAUUUGGACAGAACUAUGAAAUAAAAAAAGCUAUGGAUUACAUGGAAAACAUGCAUAGUUGUGGUUUUGAACCUGAUGAUGUUACUUACAUUAAUAUGCUAGCAGGUUGUGUCAAAUCUGGGGAUGUUCAAGCUGGCCGUUUGCUAUUUGAUAGGAUGGCAUGCCCAAGUUUAAGCUCAUUUAAUGCCAUCCUAUCAGGCUACUCACAGAGUGGGGAUCAAAAUGAAGCGAUAAACCUUUUCAGGAAAAUGCAGUUUCAAAAUGUGCGACCAGAUCGGACCACUUUGGCUAUCAUGCUCACUUCAUGUGCAGAAAUAUCACUUUUGGAAUAUGGGAGACAGCUCCAUGCUUCUUCUUUCAGAAACGAUACUCAAGGUGACAUAUACGUUGCUAGCAGUCUUAUUGGCAUGUAUUCAAAAUGCAGUAGCAUAAAGAUGGCAACUUUUGUAUUUGAUAGAUUGUCUCAGUUAGAUAUAGUUUGUUGCAAUUCCAUGAUUUCGGGUUUCAACAUCAAUUCAUUGGACAAAGAAGCUAUUUCCUUUUUUAAGCAAAUGGUGAAGAUGGGAAUACCUCCUAGCGAAUUCACUUAUGCAUCUAUAUUGAGCAGUUGUGCGAAAUUGUCUUCUCUAUCACUUGGGAAGCAACUUCAUGCCAUGAUAGGUAAAGAUGGAUAUGCAACUGAUGUUGUAGUAGGGAGUGCGCUAAUCAAUAUGUAUUCUAAAUGCGGCGAUAUAGAUGGGGCCCGUCUCUAUUUUGACAUGAUGCCUUGUAAGAACACUAUUACUUGGAAUGAGAUGAUACAUGGGUAUGCACAGAAUGGGCAAGGAGAACAAGCUUUUAUCUUAUACGAAUACAUGAUCCAAACAGGGAAUAAGCCAGAUGGUGUAACAUUCAUUGCUGUUUUAACUGCUUGUAGUCAUUCAGGAUUAGUAGAUAAGGGGAUUAGCAUUUUCCACUCGAUUCAGAAGGAAUAUGGAGUGGAGCUCCUUGUUGAUCAUUACACUUGUAUUAUUGAUUGUUUGGGUCGAGCAGGCCGGUUUAAUGAAGUGGACGAGAUUUUAUAUAAGAUGCCAUUCCACGAUGACCCUAUUGUGUGGGAGGUAUUGCUUAGUACAUGUAGGGUUCAUUCAAAUGUCAGUUUAGCAAGAAGAGCAGCAAACGAGCUUUUGCAGCUGGAUCCAGAGAAUUCUGCCCCUUAUGUUCUUCUAGCCAAUAUGUAUUCAUCUUUGGGAAGAUGGGAUGAAUCAAAGGUGGUUAGAGAAAGGAUGGUCGAAGAGAAUAUAGUUAAGGAUUCCGGUUUUAGUUGGGUGGAGAAACAGAGUGGAUUUGAGGAGAAUGAGGUCUCUACUGUGGCUUCCUAAAAAUGAUAAAAUAGGACCAUUGAGGUCUAUAUUGUUCUUCCUGAGAAUGAUGAAAUGGCACAAUGUAGAAGGUGUCACAUUUGAAGAAAAUUGUAUUCCAACACCCUAGCUACUGGUGAAUUUAGGCAAGAUUGAAAAUGAAUUCGAGAAUACCUGGAAGAUGAGCGGGCACUAAAAUCUGUGGCGAGUGAUUUUUCAGAAUAGAACGACAACACUUGAGGAUACUCCGUAUAAAAUAAUGACCAAAGUGGCAACGGAGAAAACUUACAGGAUUUGGCAAAGCACUCGAAGUGAACAAAGCACUCGAAGUUGCACAUGUUGGGAAGUUGAUCGGUGCCAGUUUAGAGGCAAUGGUCUAGCUGCACACUUCGGAUACUACACUUGAUGUACGGUUAAAGGAAGCAGCACAUGAACCCAAAAGUGAUGCUGAUGUGUUGCUUCAGAUCUGUAUAACUUCCCAGGUGGAGGUCCUUUCAUCCUUGGAAGAUGAACAGGUUGAAGGAAUACCAUAAACAGGAGAGUAAGUUAUUCAAGGAGGAAGUCAAGUCUGGAUUGGCGCGUCACGGACAAAGGGAGAGAAAUGUGAAAGAUGCUGGAACUAUUCACCUCAAAUGGCCACCUUGAGGGUGUAUCAACAACCAUCAUCCUAUCAGCAAGUAGCUUAGUAACCACAACAAGCUUUUGAGCUGCAGCAGCUGCUCCACUGCCUGGUUUGCUUGAUUACCUUGUGAGGCUGGUGAGGGUCAGAGGCUCUGCUUUUGUGUCGGACUCAGCUAGCUUUUGCUUGAUACCCCUAGCUAUUUAAAAGAAGACUUCCUCAACCUUCAUAUUGGUCUGGCACUUGUCUCAAAGAAUUUUAUUUCAUAUUCAUCAGCUAAUGCUUGACACUUGGAAAUGGCCAUCUUGAGGGUGUAUCAACAACCAUCAUCCUAUCAGCAAGUAGCUUAGUAACCACAACAAGCUUUUGAGCUGCAGCAGCUGCUCCACUGCCUGGUUUGCUUGAUUACCUUGUGAGGCUGGUGAGGGUCAGAGGCUCUGCUUUUGUGUCGGACUCAGCUAGCUUUUGCUUGAUACCCCUAGCUAUUUAAAAGAAGACUUCCUCAACCUUCAUAUUGGUCUGGCACUUGUCUCAAAGAAUUUUAUUUCAUAUUCAUCAGCUAAUGCUUGACACUUGGAAGUAGGAACAACCCUUUUGCUUUCAUCCAUAUCAGCCUUGUUUCCAACGAGUACUUUGUUGACAUUGUUGAAGCAUGUUGUUCGAUGUUUUGAAUCCAGUUCCGAUUUGUUAAAAGAUGAAUCACGUCAUAGACCAACAAAAUAGACAUUGCUUCAUGAUAGUAAGCAGUGGUAAUUGUUCGGAACCGCUCCUGACCAACAGUAUCCCAGAUUUGAAGUUUGAUACGUUUUGCAUCAAGCUCAUUGUCCUAAUCUUGAAAUCAAUGCCAAUAUGGCACAUAAUAGAAUAUAGGUACAUGAAGAUGCUAGGGUGAGAAGAUUGACAGGGAAAGUGAAGACAAAAGAACAAAGCAUACAUGUAAUAGAUAAAUGAAUAAAUUGUAAUAAGAAAUUAAAAUAUAUGUAUGUUGAGAUAAUUUUACAUGUUAUUUUUGUUCCUUUUUGUUGCAUCGCACAUGUUGCUUUUUGUUGCAUCGUGUUACUUUUUGUUGCAUCAUACUAUUUUUUGUUAGGGGUG
Messenger RNA from Cuscuta epithymum, 4400 nucleotides. NCBI's taxonomy places the organism in Eukaryota, Viridiplantae, Streptophyta, Magnoliopsida, Solanales, Convolvulaceae. The record is from the annotation of a GenBank genome assembly.